Molecule: messenger RNA, 2571 nt
Organism: Annulohypoxylon truncatum
Lineage: Eukaryota; Fungi; Ascomycota; Sordariomycetes; Xylariales; Hypoxylaceae
Product: topoisomerase II-associated protein PAT1
Exons: 2
Coding region: 1-2571 (856 amino acids)
Biological process (GO): deadenylation-dependent decapping of nuclear-transcribed mRNA; P-body assembly
Cellular component (GO): P-body
Molecular function (GO): RNA binding
Source: RefSeq, a predicted model, not a curated record
AUGUCUUACAACGCGAACUCUUCGCGCCACGACAUGUCGGCUCCUGGCUUCGGCCAGUCCCACGAUCCGUUCGCCGACCUUUCGCGAAAUGCCGACGACAUCGACGAAGCGCUAGACUUCGAGGAUACGUAUGAUGGAUUAGGCGACCAGUUGGACGAGACAGACGACGCCUUCAAUGACGAUACUUUUGGUGGUAACUCUGUUGGAGUGUCACAUGCGCCAGUGGGCAAAGAUUUCGAUUUCUUCGGCCAAACUGCCAAAGUUGCGAAUGCUAUCGAGGAGGAGCACCUGCGCUUCAACCGUCAGCAACCAACUCCGAAGACGGCUCAAGCUUCUUCAACCCAGCACUACGGCCCGGGGUAUUCGUACCAGCCUGCACCUGCUCCUAAGCCGGCUAGAAGCGGCUACGAGAAGUACAAGGAGCCUGUACCGGUCUCAGACCUUCAAGUUGACGCUUCGAUAUGGGGAGUUCAGCCCAAACGAUCUGCUGGUCCAGCAAUGGUUCAGCCCCAACAGCAAAUUCAGCCUCAAGUCCAGCCCCAACCCCAGCAGACAGCGGCACCGACAGGCCGGAAGAUGAUGAGUCUAGAGGAGGUCGAAGCCGCAAUGCGAGCUCAGGCGAAGGUACCUGCUCAGGCACCUGCUCAACCUCAACAGGCGCACCCGCAGCAGCAGUCCACGCAUAUGGCUGUCUCUGAAACCCAGCUACAAUUCCAGCAUGGCCAUUAUUCUCGCCAGGAGUCAGGUGAUUAUCGUCAACAACAGCCGGACAAUCGUCAGCCUCAGGGUUUCUAUCCCACUGACAACCACCAAGGUGUUCAGGGUGUGAGCCAUGGGCACCCUAUCUCUAUCUUGCAACGUCCUUCCUCGAAGAACGCCCCUCCUGGAGCACCCGCUGUGCCUAGUCCUCUACCCCAGCAGUCCCAACCGUCUCCAAUGGCAUUCCCGACUCAGAUACUUCAGAAUCCCAACCGCCUACCCGGGGACGCUAAUAGAAUGAAUGUGCCGACGCACCCAACUCACCGAUCUCAGAAUUCGUUCGGCCGCCAGCCCCAGGUUAGCGUGAGCCAGCCUCACCUCUCGCAUUUGUCCGAACAGGAGAAGGCGACUUUCCUCGAGGCCGAGGUAAGACGAGCAAAGCGGAACCACAAGAUCCAUGUUCUGUCGAAGGAUAACGGCCUGAUGACACCUCAGGACAAAAGUUUCAUUACUAGGAUCCAACUUCAACAGCUCGUCUCGGCCACCGGUGAUCCCAGCGAGCACGGAACCGAUGCUGCCCUCACAGAGGAUUUCUAUUACCAAGUCUUGAGCUCCCUACGAGCUGGCCAGCGCCCAAACCCGAACCAGCCAUUGAACAAUUUUGCGCAGACGUACCUUUUCCAGACCGGCAAUCGCCAUGGUGGUAUGAGACGUCAAGGACGGGGUCCCGAAAAUCACAUGCAACGUAUGGAACAGCAGGUUCAACGUGCUGUCGAAGCUGCCAAGAAUAAGCCCAAGAAUAAGCAAUUGGUUAUUGAAGGCAGUUUGGGAAAGAUCUCGUUCAGCAACGCCAAGACCCCUAAGCCUCUCUUAAACAUCAAGCGUACCGACAGCGGUGCCGAUGCCAACCGACCUACCAGCAGCCAUCGUGCACACCCAACUGCAAAUGGUACCGACAAGAAGGAGACGUUGAAGAACGUCGAACAGGUCUAUCUGACUGUAAUGAAGAUGGAAGACGUGAACCGCAACAUGCCCCAGCCUGCUUCUAAUGGCAAUCCGGACCCGGACUUCGAGCGACGUGCCGAGCUACAGCAGCAGCUGCAGCAACUGAAUGAAGAACUUUGGAACGGGCUUAAGGUACACGAGCCUAUCGGUGGCACUUCGACUCAUCCCUUCAUCGCAUUCCUAACCUAUCCAAAGGGCAAGAAAGUUAUCAGCCGUGUGUUCACUUUCCUCACUCUUGAGCAGCAGACUACUAUUCUGACUCUUAUCGUUCUUCAUCUUGAUCAACUCGAUGUGGUCCGCGGUGCUGUGGUGCAAACCGGAGAACCUAUCAAUAUCAACGCUGCUACUCGUGAAAACAUCGAGCUGUUCAGUUCGUACGUCAUGCCAAGUCUUCUUCAUCUGCUAGGCAAUUCGGAACUUCACAUUGUUACUGGUGUGCUUGGUUUGAUGACUCAGAACUUGAACUUGGACAUCGUAUGUCGAACGCGCAUUGGUUGCUCGAUGUUGACCAUGAUACUCAGUCGUGCUGAGCUGGCCAAGCAAGCCGGGCAAGCUACUGAGCAGACAUGGCAGCAAUGGGUCUCCACUUUCAACCAAUUCUUUGACGCAUUGGAGCCCACGCUCCCCCACAUCUUCCCUGGAACUGUAGCGUCCGGAGAGGACAUUUACGUGUGGCAGUUCCUGGCAGCCAUUGGCAUAGGUGCUAGUCUGGAGGAACAGCAACGUCUCGUCCUUGCCGUCAAGGACCGCGUUAUGGAUACAUACAGCCUAUCUAAGACUUUACCCCCCGACAUGGCGAAGAUACGUCUGGACAACGUGAACCUGUUCAUGCGAUCUAUCGGUCUUGACGUCGAAUUGUUGGAGUAG